Messenger RNA from Eucalyptus grandis, 1364 nucleotides. Its product is annotated as glutelin type-D 1-like. Gene Ontology annotation, molecular function: nutrient reservoir activity. The record is from RefSeq and is a predicted model, not a curated record. The transcript is spliced from 3 exons. Bases 113 to 1180 code for a protein of 355 amino acids. Lineage: Eukaryota; Viridiplantae; Streptophyta; Magnoliopsida; Myrtales; Myrtaceae.
ACUCGCUGAGUCAACUCGAUCCGCUUCCGCUCUCCUUUCGCUUUCCUUCUUCCUUCUCUGUCUCUCCUCCGCCGCGCUCGGCUCCUCCUCCUCUUCCGUCCGGCCAGCCGCCAUGGAUCUCGACCUCUCCCCGAAGGUCGCGAAGAAGGUGUACGGCGGGGACGGCGGGUCGUACCUCGCGUGGUGCCCGUCCGAGCUCCCGAUGCUCCGCGAGGGCAACAUCGGCGCCGCCAAGCUCGCCCUCGAGAAGGACGGCCUCGCCCUCCCCCGCUACUCCGACUCCGCCAAGGUCGCUUACGUCCUCCAAGGUUCUGGAGUUGCUGGAAUCGUCCUCCCUGAAUCCGAGGAGAAGGUCAUAGCGAUCAAGAAGGGCGACGCCAUCGCCCUCCCUUUUGGCGUCGUCACCUGGUGGUACAACAAGGAGGACACGGGUUUAGUCGUCCUCUUCCUGGGCGACACGUCGAAGGCGCACAAGGCCGGGCAGUUCACCGAUUUCUUCCUGACCGGUUCCAACAGCAUCUUCACCGGCUUCACCACUGAGUUCGUCGGCCGAGCGUGGGACUUGGGCGAAGACGUCGUCGAGAAGCUCGUCGGUAGCCAACCGGGCAGCGGCAUUGUGAAGGUCGAUGCCGGCUUCAAGAUGCCAGAGCCGAAGAAGGGGCACCGGAAUGGCAUGGUCCUGAACUGCGAGGAGGCUCCGUUGGAUGUCGACAUUAAGAAUGGCGGCCGAGUCGUCGUUUUGAACACCAACAACCUCCCUCUGGUCAGUCAGGUUGGUCUCGGGGCCGAUCUCGUGAGGCUGGAUGGAAGCGCUAUGUGCUCGCCGGGCUUUUCUUGCGAUUCCGCGCUGCAGGUGACCUACAUCGUCAGCGGCAGUGGCCGCGCCCAGGUUGUUGGCGUCGACGGCAAAAGGGUCCUGGAGAUAACCGUGAAGGCCGGGAACCUGUUCAUCGUGCCGAGGUUCUUUGUCGUCUCGAAGAUUGCCGAUCCGGACGGGAUGUCCUGGUUCUCUAUCAUUACAACUCCCAAUCCUAUAUUCACUCAUCUUGCCGGGAGAACCUCGGUUUGGAAGGCCUUAUCGCCUGAAGUACUCCAAGCAUCUUUCAACGUUCCCCCGGACGUGGAGAAGGCCUUCAGCUCCAAAAGGAUGGAUUCGGAGAUCUUCUUCCCUCCCAACUGAGUUAGGCGAAGAACAAAUAAACGUUUGUUCUGGUUUUUAAAGGUCUAAUAAUACAAACCCACAGCCCCGCCCCGGUUCGAGAAUGUUUCUUUUCGUUAAGGUCUUCAUGCGGUAACUACUGGUGUAUUUCUAAUUUGCCAAUCGCCUCUCUGUUUUUAAUAUAUCACCAUGGUUUGAAUAUUUC